GAAGUUAAGAAGUCAAAUCAUAUAUUAGACAUUUAAUAUGCCUCCUCGACGCUGGAUAGACAAGAAAAAUGCGACGACGUACCAACUAUUUCACAGAUCUCAGCAAGAUCCGCUGAUCCACGAUCCUACUGCGGACGAUAGAGUGCUACACCCAGUUUACGGACCGAAACAAGGCGCACCGGCUCUUUCAACCACUGCUUCGUCGGCGUCCCACAAGACUUCCAGGAACCUAAAAGAAUUAGAAUCCGAAUUCAGCACGGAAAAUGUCCGCAAAAAUGAAGGCGAGGCCGCCAACUACGGCAUUUACUACGAUGACUCCAAAUACGACUAUAUGCAACAUCUACGAGAGUUGGGUACUGCUGGCGGCAAUUCGUACUUCGUCGAGGCGGCACCAGAUAAAGCAAAGGGCAAAGGUAAAGGAAUGAAACUGGAAGAUGCUCUGCGGGAUUUCUCUAUCGAUGAUUCACGGAGUGAAAUUGGAGGAUCUGCAAGUGUUUAUGGCUCUGAAUAUGCUCGUUCAACGGCGUCAUCCUACGUGCGAAAACCGACGUAUCAAGAUCAACAGGAUGUGCCCGAUGUGAUUGCUGGAUUUCAGCCAAAUAUGGAUCCCCGUCUCCGUGAGGCUUUGGAAGCUCUUGAUGAUGAAGCCUUUGUGGAUGAUGAAGAUGAUCAUGAUAUUUUCGGUGAACUCACGCGCAAUGCUGAAGAGGUAGAUCCCGAAGAAUUCCAAGAUACACUAUAUGAAGACGAAGAUGAUGGUUGGGAGUCAGAUGCUACAGAAAAAGCAUAUCCUCAGACAUCAGACACGAAAACCGCCGGCCAGAAUGAUAACGAAGCAACUGUUGCACAACAACAUGAUCCCUCUGAGAUGCCGGAUCACGAUAAACCAGUCCCAGAUCUAGCACCAGAAAAUGCCGAUUGGAUGCGCGAAUUUGCAAAAUUCAAGAAAGAAGGCAAGACAUUAAACAACACACCAGCUGCAAACCCGGAUGCAGGAACCGAGAAGCACACAGUCGCCUCCACACUGUUCACAGUCGGAGGAACUCCGAUCCGCAAGAAGAAGCGCAAAGGUGCAUUGACAAAUCCAUCUGCAUAUUCCAUGACUUCAUCUGCACUAGCAAGAACAGAAGGAUUACGGCUUUUAGAUGACCGAUUCGAGAGAGUCGAAGCACUCUAUGCCCUUGACGAGGAAGGUGAAUACGAUGACGCCAGCUGUGCCGAUGGCGCUUCAAUGAUCAGUGGUAUGACUGGCGCCACUGGAAUGACCGGAAUGUCUGCCGCUUCAUCCCAAGCGCCUAGUCUGGUCUCCAGAGGUGGCGACUAUAGUAAUGCCCCUCUACCAAGCAACUUUGAUAAUGUCAUGGAUGAUUUCUUAUCUGGCUGGCAAGAUCGGAGUAAGCAAGCGAAGCGCAAGGGUGCUAAAGGGAAGAGAGGUAAAAAUGGUAAUGAGGUUUUGGGUAUUGCAAUGUUGGACGAGAUUAGGCAAGGCUUGGGGCCUGCCCGAGUUCCUGCUCGUGGAAAAGCAUAGUGUUAAGAAGAAAGCGUAUAUACCUGUUGAUAGUUUGACGAUUAAUGCACCAUGUCUUCUUCUCUGCC
Talaromyces stipitatus ATCC 10500 is the source of this 1596-nucleotide messenger RNA. Its product is annotated as low-temperature viability protein ltv1. Gene Ontology annotation, cellular component: cytosol; nucleus; preribosome, small subunit precursor. Bases 38 to 1528 code for a protein of 496 amino acids. Gene Ontology annotation, biological process: ribosomal small subunit biogenesis; ribosomal small subunit export from nucleus. The transcript is spliced from 2 exons. Lineage: Eukaryota; Fungi; Ascomycota; Eurotiomycetes; Eurotiales; Trichocomaceae. The record is from RefSeq and is a predicted model, not a curated record.